AUGCAUACGGCAAUAGUAAAAUCGUGUCUUGCUUAUGCCCGUGAGCGAAGGGCGGAGCCAGUUUUGUGUCUAGCGGAGAAGUCCGAGUGCGGGCCGCUGAGCGAGAAGUGGGAUGAGUUGCCGCUUUUUUUCCGCAUUCUCGUGACGGCGCACCUUGUACAGAACGACGUGGUCAACGCGACGUGGGCGGUGCAGCGGUGGGGGAGGGUACCGGCGCGCGACGACCAGCAGGCGGGGGGCUAUGGGCGCACGUUGCUGGAGAAGGUUACUUGUCAUUGCGGUCGCUGCGCAUAUGGGGAGGCGUUCCGGGAAGUGUUGGGAGGCGUUGUCAGCGGGGCGGGGGACGACGUGGAGCACCUCAGGUGCUGGUUGCUUGACUACCUGGCGGCGCGGCACGUUCACCAGCGACGGACGUUUUACGGUGAGUCUGGCACCUUGGAGCAGCUUGCGGCGGGUCUUGGCGUGCCGGUUGCAGAUUUGGAGGCGCGGCUGCAACGUGUUCGACAGGAUGAACUACGGCGUAUUGAGUGCGAGUCAUCGGACGGCUCGUGGGAGCAGAUACACGAGACGCUGUGCUGCAUGGUGCAGGCCGGAAAGGCCGUUUAG
Messenger RNA from Trypanosoma rangeli, 606 nucleotides. RefSeq lists its product as uncharacterized. NCBI's taxonomy places the organism in Eukaryota, Euglenozoa, Kinetoplastea, Trypanosomatida, Trypanosomatidae. The coding region runs from base 1 to 606 and encodes 201 amino acids. The record is from RefSeq and is a predicted model, not a curated record. The transcript has a single exon.